Messenger RNA from Saitoella complicata NRRL Y-17804, 927 nucleotides. Its product is annotated as histidinol phosphate phosphatase H. Lineage: Eukaryota; Fungi; Ascomycota; Saitoellomycetes; Saitoellales; Saitoellaceae. Gene Ontology annotation, molecular function: histidinol-phosphatase activity. The record is from RefSeq and is a predicted model, not a curated record. Bases 1 to 927 code for a protein of 308 amino acids. The transcript has 3 exons. Gene Ontology annotation, biological process: L-histidine biosynthetic process. Gene Ontology annotation, cellular component: cytoplasm.
AUGCACUCUCAUCACUCUCACAGCGGCGACUACUGCCUUCACGCGAAGGGACACCUCGAGGAUGUCGUUAAAGAGGCUAUCCGACAAGGCUUCAAGCUCUUCUGCAUGACGGAGCACAUGCCUAGAGACCAGAAAAUGGAUCUCUACCCCGAAGAAGUAGGUUCCCACCUCACUCCCCAAGAUCUCGAGGAUACGUUCGCGAAAUACUACCCCCACGCAAAGGCUCUCCAGAAAAAGUACGCCGACCAAAUCGAAAUCCUCGUCGGUUUCGAAAUCGACUACAUCCGUCCCUCCUCUCUCGCGCUCAUUCAACGUAUCCGCGAACAAUACCCGCCCGAGAUCAUCAUGGGCUCCGUCCACCACGCCUUCGAGAUCCCCAUCGACUUUUCCCAGGAACUCUGGAACAAGUGUUUAGAGAAAGCCGGGGGAUCGGAGGAGAAGUUGUUUGAGAGGUAUUUCGAUGAUCAGUAUGAGAUGCUCAAAGGCGUUAAACCAACCGUCGUCGGACACUUCGAUCUCAUCCGCCUAUUCGCUCCAGACACGGCUGUACCCUUCGCGCAAUACCCAACCGUCUGGUCCAAAAUCGAGCGCAAUAUCGACUUGAUCGUCGAAUUGGACGCCAUGGUCGAAUUCAACUCUGCCGCGUUCCGAAAGGGGUGGGAUGAAGCGUACCCACGACAAGACGUCUGCGAACUCAUGAUCGCCAAGGGCGUCAAGUUUUGUUUGUCGGAUGAUAGUCAUGGGCCGCAUCACGUUGGGCUGAAUUAUUGGAGGACGAGGGAGUAUGUAAGGGAGUUGGGGUUGGAGAAGAUUUGUUAUUUGGGGAAAGAUGGGGAGGGUAAGGUUGAGGUGCGGGAGAUGGCUGUUGAGGAGGUGUGGCAGGAUCCGUUUUGGGCUUUGAAUGCUGAGGAGAAGAGGACGGCAUAG